AUGUCUGUUAAAAGUCAAGUUCCCCAAGGCUCUGUCCUUUCAGCGUUACUCUUUAUUAUAUAUGUCAACGAUAUCCCUGAAUUAAUCAAAUCAAAAGCUUCUCGUUUUGCUGAUGAUACCAAAAUCUUCCGAUCUAUUGAAAGUACCAAAACUGCGCAAGAAAUACAAAAUGACAUUGACGCUCUUGUUUUAUGGUCUCAAAAAUGGGGAAUGAAAUUUAACAUUGAUAAAUGUUCUGUAAUACCCUUGGGACACAACAACAAGUCCCAUACUUAUAAUAUGCAUAAUCCAAAACAAAAUAUAAGAGUAAACAUUAAACCCACAAAUUGCGAACGAGAUUUAGGCGUUCACAUAGAUUCAAACUUAUUAUUUUCAAAACAAACAAUUAUUCAAGUUAACAAAGCAACACAAAUAAUAGGAAUAAUAAAAAGAGCAUUUACAUUUUAUCCAGAAUUAUCAUCCUUCAAAAAACUAUUUACAGCCCUAGUUCGCCCUCACAUAGAAUACUGUGGAAAAGUUUGUAACCCUGUACUUCACAAAAACAAAUUAGAAAACGUUUUAAGAAGAGCUUCAAAAAGAAUUAAAGGGUUAUAUGAUCUACCAUAUAAACAAAGGUUAUUGGCGCUAAAUAUGACAACUAUUAAAUAUAGGCUACGUCGCGCAGAUCUAAUUAACGUUUAUAAAUGGUGCAAAGAAAACAAUGGUAAUAGAAAUCUGUUUGAAAUUGAUUGCCAAUUUAUUACUCGUGGUCAUAUCUAUAAACUAAAAAAACAUUCUUCCCAAUUAAAUUUACGCAUUAACUUUUUCUCGCUAAGAAUCGUACCGCUUUAUCACUAA
Molecule: messenger RNA, 837 nt
Organism: Hydra vulgaris (swiftwater hydra)
Lineage: Eukaryota; Metazoa; Cnidaria; Hydrozoa; Anthoathecata; Hydridae
Source: RefSeq, a predicted model, not a curated record